This is a messenger RNA of Pomacea canaliculata, 2375 nucleotides long. RefSeq names its product sodium-coupled monocarboxylate transporter 1-like. Gene Ontology annotation, biological process: transmembrane transport; sodium ion transport. Gene Ontology annotation, molecular function: symporter activity. The record is from RefSeq and is a predicted model, not a curated record. The coding region runs from base 466 to 2340 and encodes 624 amino acids. The transcript is spliced from 16 exons. Lineage: Eukaryota; Metazoa; Mollusca; Gastropoda; Architaenioglossa; Ampullariidae. Gene Ontology annotation, cellular component: membrane.
UUGUGUGGUACGUGAUGAAGAUAAAACCAUGAUUGUGUCUGUGUAACGUGUGCUGUGUGUGUACUGCAAAAAAUUUCACACAACUGUGCAGAUGCUAAUUAGACGAAUAUGGCAUGAAGAUAACCUGACACAUGGUACACCUGUCCUGAUAUGACUAAAUCGGUUCUCACUAUGUCGUUGAUAACUCUGACCUCGCUUGGAACUGAUAACUAAUAAAAAAAAAAAAACCUUCCCAUCCCUUAGAGCGAUCACACGCACAAGCAAGCGCACACGUUCAUACUGUGAACCCCCAUCUUAAAAAAAAAAAUCCAACCUUUAAGACAACCUGUGUGGGAGCUUUGCUAGGAUGAGGUGGCACAGGCAACAUGCGAGGUGAUCGAAGGUACUUGUCCUACAAGGUCCAGGCAGGCUGCAAAGAAGAAGCAGUGAAAGUACAUUAAUGUGUGAGGUUCAUCGACGCUAGCCAUGUCCACCAACACUUUCUCUAUUCCGGACUACGUUGUGUUUGCCGCCAUGCUGGCAGUCUCCGCCGGCAUUGGCGUGUACUACGCAUGCGCGGGGGGACGUCAAAGGAGUACGCGGGAAUUCCUAAUGGCGGACAACAGCAUGCGUUACCUGCCCCUGUCGCUGUCGGUGCUGGCCAGUUUCUUCUCGGCGUCCACGCUGCUGGGCACUCCUGCGGAAAUUUAUCAGUUCGGCGCCAUGUACUGGAUCUCUGUGGUUGGAGCUUGCUUGGCGCCCAUCACAGGGGCCUUGCUGUUUGGUCCCAUGUUUUUCAAGAUCAAAGUCAUCAGUGUUUUUGAGUACCUGGAGUUAAGAUUUAAAUCGAAAGUGGUCCGCUUGUUUGGAGCGUUCAUCUUUCUCCUUCGUACGUCCGUAGGGAUGGGCAUUGUGCUAUUUGGACCUUCUACAGCUCUCAGUGCUGUGACCGGCCUGUCGGAAUGGGUCAUCGUGGUGCUGGUGGGAAUGGUGUGCACAUUCUACACUACGCUGGGAGGUCUGAAAGCCGUGGUGUGGACGGAUGUCUUCCAGACUCUGGUCAUGCUCACCGGAAUGCUCACAGUGCUCAUAAAAGCCAGCAUUGAACUUGGCGGGAUGGACGAAGUAUGGAGAGCAUGCGAGAGAGGAGGAAGACUUCACUUUUUCGACUUCGACCCUGACCCACGCAUCCGUCACACUUUCUGGGGUCUGACUCUGGGGAUCUUUCUGAUUUGGCUGCCUCCCUAUGCGGUGGACCAGCAAAUGGUGCAGCGCUUCUCUUCGGCUCGCAGUCUCAGGGAGGCCAAGAUAGCGUUACUCUUGAACGCACCUGGGAUGUUUAUCAUCAUCACACUGUGCUCACUCACAGGUCUCGUGCUGUACGCGCAGUACGCCGACUGUGACCCUCUGCGUGACGGAAAAGUUCAAAACCCUAACCAGCUUCUUCCAUAUUUCGUGGUUGGCGUUCUAGGACACCUGCAAGGUAUGUCGGGAUUGUUUGUGGCCAGUCUAUUCAGCGGAGCUCUCAGUUCUGUGUCCUCCAUGAUGAACUCCCUUGCCGCGGUUACGUGGGAAGACUUUCUGAAACUCAAAUUGGGUCAUCUCUCCGAUGAAACUGCAGCCAAAGUCACAAAAUUGUUGGUCCUUCUGUACGGCGGUCUAGGCGUGGGCUUGGCCUUCCUGGUGAAGGAACUGGGAGGAACCGUCCUGCAGGCUUCGCUUACUCUAAAUGGUGCUGCUGGCGCUCCGUUGGUUGGUCUUUUCAUCCUGGGGGCAGCAUUUACCUCCACCAACUGGAUUGGAGCCCUUGCCGGAGGCAUCCUUGGACUGACAUUUUCUGUUUGGCUGAGCGUUGGCGCCUACGUGUCGAAGCCUCUGAACUUCAAGCUGCCCACAUCACUGGCUGGCUGCAAUGCCACAGGAAACAACACCUAUGUCCUGACAACUCAUCUGGCAGUGACUUCUACUGUUGUCAUGACUCAGGCGGAAGGGACCUACAGUCCGUCUGACCCCCGACAAUUGGAAGGUUUGAACAACCUGUAUGGACUAUCCUACUUGUGGUUCAGCGGUCUCGGCAUCGCUACAACGGUCAUCUGUGGCCUAGUGGUCAGCUGGUUAACAGGGUCCACUAAAUCGGAGGAUGUCAAAGAGGACUACCAGCUCCAAGUUUUUCGAAAAGUGACAAGCUGUCGGGCAUGUUACUUAUCAGAAGAUUACAAUGUUACUACCGAUGUCCACCUAAACAAUUUGACGGAAGAAGAGAACUGGAAAGCCGAAGGACACCAGAAACCUUCUUCUGGUGACGUGGAACCCAACAAUCACAGCACCAAUACUAGUCCACGACGAACAACCUGUGAUUAAAAAAACUGUUCCUUGUGAUCAUCUAAAUGCAGAGC